CCGGGCGCUGGCGUGAGGAUCAGCUGUUGGCUGCGCGCAGGCAGGAAGUGAUGCAGGAGACGCUGCACUCAAUGACUAGAAGGGGGAAGCACAAAGACAUUGACUGCUUUGCUCCGAGCUGCUGCUGUAACUCAUUCCAAAGAGCAAACCCUAUUCAAAAUGGACAAAAAAGUACCGUCCGGACGCUAGCGGUUCGCCUAUUUUCCUCUUUAAACGCCGGGAUAAAUAUGAUACUGAUGUGGAAGUUUUUCUGUCAGCUAGUUAGCUAGGUAGCUAGCAGCCUGAGUUAACGCGACGAGUUUUCCCCCAGUUCGUUUCUGCUCGCGUGCGCGGAAACCGACAACUUACACGCCGCUUGACUUGUACCGGCGACCCCGAGGUGAUGUGCGCCCAGUGCCCGACGACACGGUUCCCCAAACAGCAUUGCGGAUGUCAAGGUCACAAUGAUGGAGCCGAAUAGAAGGACGCUGUGAUCCUUCAGAGGGAUUGUCUGCCUGAGGGUAUGUGGAGACGUCUCGCGGGGCCUGAGAAGAGGCGCCUGGGUGGCUCGGACGGGGACUGAAGGUGAGGAGGACAGACUGAAGAGCGAGGGAGGAAGACAUGGGUCAAUGUGUCACCAAGUGUAAGAAUCCAACGUCCUCGCUCGGCAGCAAGAGUGGAGACAAGGACAGCGGCUCCAAGUCCCACCACAAGAAAGGAGGCAGCGCCGGGGGGGGCCACAAAGAGGAGCCCGGCGCUCAGAGCAGCAAAGCCACCGUCGACCUGUCGAAUGGCACCAAGGCCUCGGAGGUGAGCGUGGAGACGCCCGUCAUCUCCGCAGUGAUGGGGGAGCCGCGCCGGGACGAGUGCCUGGAUGGAGACGGGCUGUCGCUGCUGCGCCUCGACGAGCUCUUCUGCUGCUACAAGGACGAACAGGAGGACGCCAUCUUGGAGGAGGGCAUGGAGAUGUUUUGCAACGACCUUCGCGUGGACCCGGCCGAGUUUCGUGUGCUUGUUCUUGCCUGGAAGUUUCAAGCGGCCACCAUGUGCAAGUUUACCAGGAAGGAGUUUGUCGAAGGCUGCAAGGCCAUUCAGGCCGACAGCCUGGAGGGCAUCUGCUCGCGCUUCCCCGUCAUGCUGCUGGACGCCCGGGGCGAGGAGAACUUCAAGGACCUGUACCGCUUCACCUUCCAGUUCGGCCUGGACGCCGACGAGGGCCAGCGCUCGCUGCAGCGGGAGAUCGCCAUCGCCCUGUGGCGCCUGGUGUUCACCCAGGACUCGCCCGCCAUCCUGGAGCACUGGCUGGACUUCCUGUCGGAGAACCCCUCGAGUAUCCGGGGCAUCUCCAGGGACACGUGGAACAUGUUCCUCAACUUCACCCAAGCUAUCGGGCCGGACCUGAGCAACUACAGCGAGGACGAGGCGUGGCCCAGCCUCUUCGACACCUUCGUGGAGUGGGAGCUGGAGCGCAGGAAAAGAGAGGAGGAGGAGGCGCUGAGGGCACAGGAGGAAGAGGGGAGGUGUACUGAGACGGAGGGUUCGCCCACGCCAGAGAGACUGGAAACGGAGGGAAGCCGCGGCUCACAGACGUGGGGGGGCCACUGACCAGGACUGGAGGGCACGUUGUGAUCCGCACCUGAACUGUGAAUCGUGGGAUGAAUAUUAGUGUUACAAUGACAGCUGUUCAUUUUGGGAUUCCUGAUUUGCACCCUUUUUUGUUUUUGUGUUGAAAGGGCUCUGAGAACUGUUCUUUUUAUGCACUUCUAUUUAAGUUAUUGUUUUACUCUUAUAUUUUUUUCCACCUCAUGUGUGUUUUAAGUAAUUGACAGGAAGCCACAAACGUUUCCCACCACUCAUUUACACGGUUUCCUUUGACUCGAUAACCCUGCCAAUAUGUUUAGUACUCGGUUCUAGUUAAUGAAAAGAGGAAUGGAACGUUUGUCAACCUGUCCAAAAAUGUUUUACCAUCAAAACACAGGAUUAUGCGUAAGGGUCAGUGAAAUCCUCUUGAUGUGACUAAUCCAGCUGGGUUUGAAUGCGUUUAUCUUGCAGUGCUGUGAAGAUGAAUCGGUUGCUCUUGUAUCGCCUGCAAUCAGAUGACACCAGGACAUUUCUAAUGAUAAUACAAUGUCAUUAUAUACAUCGAAUUCCAAGUUGAUGGUAACAGACACAUCUUUCCUGUGUGCAGUGGUACCGGAGCGGCUUAGCUUGUGCAGCUGGCUUUGCUGCCCUUUGACCUCUAGCAUCUACUAUUUUGAUGUCCACCUAUUUUCAAUAAGCGGUUAUGUGUGUACAACACAAUGAUGCUGGCUUUUGGAUGCUUCUAUAAAAAGCUAUAGGUCUUGGCCAUUUUUUUUUCCCCAAUAACUGAUGCCUCAACCUGUGUAACGUUCAGGACCGUCACAAACGGGCUUCUAACAAAGCUGGUGUUUACCUUCAUGAGUAUAAGAGUCAUUCCAUCCUUAAACUUCCAUACAAAAAGAGUAUGCGUACAUCACAAAUAUUGAUGACUGCUGCUGCUGAUGGUUGUAAUGGAUUGCACAAAACCCCAUGGCAUGCUGAGACGCUAUACUUGCACACUUUUCAGAAAGAAUAAUUUCACGUUAUUUUCAAUUUCCAACCUCUUCAAAACUGUAUAUUGAUCUUAAGUAUAGCCUGCGGUGUUCGAGAGAAUGAGUUAACCAGAAGAGCCUGGGGGUCCAGUGUGGUAAGAGGGUGGCCAUAACCUAAUCUGUUCGGUUUACAGCUACAAUGGUUUUAUUUCAGACCCCCGUUGUCCUUUUUAUAUAAAAUGUAUUGAUUUAUAAUAAAUAAAAACAGUGUUGAACUUUUGACUGUUGGACCAUA
Molecule: messenger RNA, 2826 nt
Organism: Gasterosteus aculeatus aculeatus (three-spined stickleback)
Lineage: Eukaryota; Metazoa; Chordata; Actinopteri; Perciformes; Gasterosteidae
Gene: dcun1d3
Product: defective in cullin neddylation 1 domain containing 3
Biological process (GO): protein neddylation
Cellular component (GO): ubiquitin ligase complex
Molecular function (GO): ubiquitin conjugating enzyme binding; ubiquitin-like protein binding; cullin family protein binding
Source: RefSeq, a predicted model, not a curated record